GGCUGUACCGGUACGCGAGGAGCCGAUCGCUGUGGACGCGGUCAGUCAAACAUGCCCCACCGCUAGAAUUCCGGGCUGCAUCGUUGUCACCUCUCAUCUCGGCAGUCUCAAUCCACCUCCCUCCCUCCUCGCAGCCUCGUCUCCCGUUCAUGUUUGGAUCUCUCUUAUCUCGCAACCUGAGAGUUGCGAAGCACAGAGUCAUGAACCAGACGAACUCCGCCCGACCGCAGACCCCAAGGGUGGAGGAGCCAACAGCCAUAGCACAGAAAGGAAAGUCGAAGGUCAAAAUUACCGCCGGCGACGGAUCAAGGCGUGAUGGCGCAGAGAUAGAGACCGAGAAACCCCGAGACACCAAUGGAUCCGCCGAGCACGAGGUGGAGGAAGAAGAGGAAGAGGAAGAAGAGGACGACGAGGACGAGGAAGAGGACGACGAUGAUGAGGAUGACGAUGUAGACAAGUGAGUUCAAGUUUUUGCUUCCCCGGAAAAUGCUCUGGCCGUCCACAUCCACCAGUAUUGCUCACUUCGCAUGGGACAAUCAUGCCGCUUGACCCUUCUGACCUGUUUUGCGCCAGCUUCACAACCUCCGAGAUCGUGACCGUCCACGUCGGCCCCAAGCGCAAACGGUUCCACCUCCAUCGCGACCUGAUCUGCCAACGCUCCCCCUUUAUGGAGAAAUGUCUCCAGAAGAACCGCUUCGAUGAGGGUUACAAGAACGAACUCUACCUCCCUGAAGACGACCCCAAGGCGUUCAGCAUAGUGGUCGAGUGGAUAUACAGAGGAAGACUACCCAGCUUUGGGACCUUUGGAACGAGCGCAAACGGCAGUGCCAGUGCCGCAAGUGCGAGGCCGGGGACGACCGGGUUGGACAUGUGCGAUAUGUCUGCCGCGUACUGCAUGGCGGACAAGUUUGGCAUGGAGGAGUUGCAGAAUGGAAUCAUGGAUUGCAUACGGACGAAUUAUCGACUGGGCAGUGGCAGUGGAAGCGGUGGUGGGAACGGGCAUAACCACGCUCAUAUCCAUCACAUUAUCGGCAGUGGGCACAGCAGCAGAGAAUCCAACCGGCCGAGCCUCGUCUCAAGCCUGUCGGCAGCAGACAGAGACGCUCAAACAGCCACCGACUCUGCGUCAUCUCCAAUCAUCCGCCCCAACUAUUCGGCGGUGGCUCUCGUCCACCUCCAUGGACCGCACAAAUCACCGCUGAAACGAUUCUUCAUCGAACACCUCGUCCACCACAUGAUGACCUUCCCACGCUACUACCAUGAGAACCUGAGGAAAAACGAGGACAACGAUCGCGCGGAAUUCGAAGAACUCUUCAAGAUCCCCGAACUGUCGUUGCUGAUCAUGCGCAAGAUCUGGCAAUGGCAAAUCGAAAAGUUUGGCGACCCGGCGAGGGACAAGGGCUGUGCCUACCAUGUGCACUCGACCACGCAAUGCGACACGAAGAUGAGGUCUGCUUCUUCCAUGGCGGGGAAAGGUGCCGUGGGGAAUCGACCGCUGGGGUCAGGCCUGGGAGGGAGUCCCAGUACGCAUCCCGCGGUGCUUUUGCAGAACUUGGCCAGGAACCAGCAGGGGCAGGCUGGAUGGAUGAGUGGCUCAUCGACGACUUUGGGUGGAUGGCACCCUGGCGUUGGGUGGUAGGAACGCCCGAGCGACCAACUGCUGCCACAAGAAGAACAACGCGCGCCGUGGAGACAGCAGCAGCAGGAGGCGAUUGACGACGAUUCUUCCUAGCCGACGAGACCAGCGCGCACAGGGGUCGAGCUCUGAAGGUGCCUCAGAAGAUGAUUUGGGUCAGUCGGGAAGCAGAUUUCUUGUCCAGGAGAUCCACGGCUUCAAUAGCUGUGUUCCUUCUUGGAGCAGCCAUUUCACUUUCGACAUUGUUCUCUUACGACUUGGGCGCACAGGGCGCGAUCGAUGGGAUAUCUGUCUGUAUUGCAUGGGGUCAAGACGAAGGGUGUUUUGGCGCAAGAGGGUUCAAAUGUUCACUCCGAGCGGGUGCUGGAUCUUUCUCCAGGGUCGUGCAAUGUAGAGCGGGUUUUGACAUGAGCAGGUAUGAUGCCUUGAUAUGACUGAUGAGACUCUACUAGCAUUUCUUGUCACAAUUCCAUACCAUUUCUUACGC
This is a messenger RNA of Cladophialophora immunda, 2123 nucleotides long. RefSeq lists its product as hypothetical. NCBI's taxonomy places the organism in Eukaryota, Fungi, Ascomycota, Eurotiomycetes, Chaetothyriales, Herpotrichiellaceae. The transcript has a single exon. The record is from RefSeq and is a predicted model, not a curated record. The coding region runs from base 539 to 1639 and encodes 366 amino acids. Gene Ontology annotation, molecular function: protein binding.